UGUGUUGAGGCUUUUCAAUAUAGUUUCCAUGGCGGAGCAUGUUAAACAUUUUCAUGGUGUUUGGUCUUUCGGCCUUUAAGGGAUUGGUCUCGACGACUGCUACUCUCAUAUUCUUCGUCUUCCUCGUUUUUGCAGCUCUGCUUAAUUGGAUGGAUAUUCCUAUGAUAUGGGAGACUUCAUUUGGCCAGGCGAUUUUUACUUCACCAAGUGCUAGAAUUCAUCACGAGAUGAUUGAAUAUCCACUAAACUGUUCUAAUGUACAUAAUUUAACACAAAAAUGUCCGGACGAUUACCCAUCGGUGUUCGAGCCCGAAGAAUCGACGACCGCAACUUGUCCGGAUUACUUCCGAUGGAUUCACCAAGAUUUAAAACAAUGGAAAAGUUCGGGGAUUACAGAAGACGCGAUCGAGAGGGGAAUUCCGAGUACGAAUUUCAGGCUCGUGAUCGUCAACGGGAACGCUUAUGUGGAGAAGUACAGACCGGCGUUUCAAACCAGGGACGAGUCUACAAUAUGGGGCAUUUUGCAGCUCCUAAGGUUGUACCCUGGAAGAGUACCGGAUUUAGACCUUUUGUUCUUCACUGGAGACAGGACUCGGAUCAUGAAAAGAGAAUAUAAAGGAAAAGGACCCAAUGCUCCAUCGCCGCCACCAGUGUUCCAUUACUGCGGAGAGAAGGCGGCUCUGGACAUUGUGUUUCCUGACUGGACCUUCUGGGGAUGGGCAGAGGUUAACAUAAUGCCAUGGGAACAGAUGUUAAUGGCCAUAAAGAAAGGGAGGGAGAAAAUCAAGUGGGAAGAGAGGGAGCCUUAUGCCUUCUGGAAGGGUAACCCCCGCGUUGCUGCAGAUAGGGUAGACCUUUUGAAAUGCAACCUUUCAGAUAAAAAUGACUGGAAUGUUCGGGUUUAUAAGCAGGAUUGGGGUAAAGAAAUCGGACAUGGUUUCCAGCAAUCUAAAUUGGAAGAUCAAUGCACCCAUAGAUAUAAGAUUUAUAUAGAGGGAGCGACAUGGUCUGUGAGUGAGAAAUACAUAUUGGCAUGCGAUAGUGUGACCUUGAUGGUAAAGCCUAGAUACUACGAUUUCUUCUCGAGAAGUCUCGUGCCGAUGCGGCAUUUCUGGCCGAUCCACCGCAAGAACAAAUGUAGAGAUCUUAAGUUUGCAGUUGAUUCGGGCAAUGGUCAUACUCGAGAGGCACAGACCAUAGGGAAAGCAGGAAGCAAAUAUAUCGAAUAGACGCUGACGAUGCGAAAUGUGUACGAUUACAUGUUCCAUUUGUUGAAUGAGUACUCCAAACUCUUGAAGUUUAAACCAACGAUACCCCCGAAAGCUCAAAGGGUCUGCGACGAAACCGCAGCGUUCUUGGAGAAAGGUUUAUGGACGGAGUUCAUGGUGCAGUCGAUGGUGAA
Messenger RNA from Hibiscus syriacus, 1402 nucleotides. Its product is annotated as O-glucosyltransferase rumi homolog. Bases 39 to 1229 code for a protein of 396 amino acids. NCBI's taxonomy places the organism in Eukaryota, Viridiplantae, Streptophyta, Magnoliopsida, Malvales, Malvaceae. The record is from RefSeq and is a predicted model, not a curated record. The transcript has 5 exons.